Ectocarpus sp. CCAP 1310/34 is the source of this 1092-nucleotide messenger RNA. The record is from the annotation of a GenBank genome assembly. Lineage: Eukaryota; Phaeophyceae; Ectocarpales; Ectocarpaceae.
AUGGACUUGUGGAUGAUCAUCCUCUUGGCAAUGAGCACCGGCAAAAUCCCGCCUAAUGGUAUCGAUAAGGUGGACGUUACCGUGCAGAGGAUUGUUGGGGGAGCUGCGAAGUUCCUAUGGGUCAACCGAGUGUACAACAAAAUCGCCGACCUCAAGGACGGGAGCGAAUCUGCGUGGCCGGCGGCAGACUUCCAAGGCUGGAUUCCCACCGCUGACGAGAAGGUCCGCCUUUUCGUUCUGAUCUACCUUCUGGCGGGCUGCGACUUCCUCCCUGCCAUUUCCGGCCUGCCGUUUUACAAAGUGUGGAUACUUGCUCUGAAAAGCGUGCGGGCUGAGGGCGUGUUCAACCGUUCCCUAUUCGUGAUGGAGGAUGGGGUGUGGACGGUGGACAUAGAGCAGAGCAUCAAGUUGCUCGCGACCAUUUUCUACUUCAGGUACGAGGCAGCAUUUGCCGGUGUUGCAACCACUCCAGGCGAUCUGCUCCGCAGCGUGAAUGACAGCGUCAGGAACUACGUGGACCUCAUCCGAGUGGCCAUCGUCAAGCUUGGCAAGAAGAGGACGACAGACAUCUGCCCAACUUAUAGGUCGAUGCGCGAGCAAUGCCUGAGGAUGAACUCUGUCGACGGGUACUGGCAGGAUGGAUUCAAAGACCACAUGCCAGAACGAGACUUCAACGGAAAGGGUUGGGGUAUCAACCCCAAGGCGAAGGGCAGCAACGCGUCAGCACUCACAGGAGAGAAUUGCGUUAUGUGGAUGUCGGAGCAUUCUUACAUCGGUCCCGAUGGGAAGAUGGUCACGAUGACGUGCGGUUGCGACCCGGUGAAGGCCUUAAAGCAUAACUGUAGGGGGUGCGGGUGCAAAGGGCGCAAGUGCUCCCUCGCUUGCGGCUGCAGGGCCGUUGCCAUUUGGCUCGCAAGCCUGUACCCAGUGCACCGACCGGCCAAGCCAUGUACUCCGGUCCUGCCGGUGCUGCACACUCCGCAGUCGUUGCCAGCGCCAUGACGGCUCUUCUGGCGUCCCGGAACGCUAGAACGGACGAGGAAGAGGAAGACCCGGACGAUCCCGGUUCGGACGAUGACGACACCGGCCGUU